ACGUUGUCGUGCAAUAUGAGGGUGAUACCUUCAACUGUUGAUCUGCAUGCUGUAGCUGAAGGAGCAAAGAAAUACAUAGUAAAUUUGAACACAAGGAUGUGUAGUUGCGGAAGAUUUCAACAUUAUGAGAUACCAUGUGGUCAUGCAAUUGCUGUUCUCCGGUACAGGAAGUUACAUGAAGCAGAUUUCUGUUCUGCUUUUUAUAGCCUCAAGAAUUUCAAAGAUGCUUAUGCCAUUCCUGUCGAGCCUAUCCCGUGCGAGAGUACAUGGGAUAUACCAAGUUAUAUUUCAGAUCCUAAAUUGAUGCCGCCUGGUCCAAAAAGAGCAGCAGGAAGACCCAAACUUGAACGGUGGAAAGGAUUCGCAGAUGUGAAAUUCAAGAAGACAAAAAGCACAUGCAGUAGAUGCCAUCAGGUUGGACACAAUAGGAAGACUUGUUCAAAUUAUCCUGUACAAAAACAAUGAUGUCGUAAUGUUAAAUC
This is a messenger RNA of Solanum pennellii, 482 nucleotides long. RefSeq lists its product as uncharacterized. Gene Ontology annotation, molecular function: zinc ion binding. Bases 16 to 465 code for a protein of 149 amino acids. NCBI's taxonomy places the organism in Eukaryota, Viridiplantae, Streptophyta, Magnoliopsida, Solanales, Solanaceae. The transcript is spliced from 2 exons. The record is from RefSeq and is a predicted model, not a curated record.